Molecule: messenger RNA, 2183 nt
Organism: Chiroxiphia lanceolata (lance-tailed manakin)
Lineage: Eukaryota; Metazoa; Chordata; Aves; Passeriformes; Pipridae
Gene: INTS11
Product: integrator complex subunit 11
Exons: 18
Coding region: 263-2065 (600 amino acids)
Biological process (GO): snRNA processing
Cellular component (GO): nucleus
Source: RefSeq, a predicted model, not a curated record
CACAGGGGCGCGAGCUGCCGGGGCGGUGGCGGCGCAGGCGCAGUGAGGUGGUGUCAGGGCAGAGGGCCGGGAGUGCCGCGGCCGCGGGGUUUGGAAAAGAGUUUGGCCUCUGCCCGAGUCUUGUGCCAGAUACUUUCCCCCUCUUGUGCAAACCAGUCGAAAUGGCUCCUGCAAAACCAACGAGAUCUUCUCUUCCCGUGCCCCUCCCUGAGCAGCGUCUGGAGUGAUUCCCUGUGCGGUUUGGGGUCUGGACUCUGCUAAAAUGCCUGAGAUCAAAGUCACCCCCUUGGGGGCUGGGCAGGAUGUGGGACGGAGCUGUAUCCUCGUGUCCAUCGCUGGGAAGAACGUGAUGCUGGACUGUGGGAUGCACAUGGGCUACAACGAUGAUAGGCGCUUCCCUGACUUUUCCUACAUCACCCAGAAUGGGAGGCUGACUGACUUCCUGGACUGUGUGAUCAUCAGCCACUUCCACUUGGACCAUUGUGGAGCGUUGCCCUAUUUCAGUGAGAUGGUGGGUUAUGAUGGGCCCAUCUACAUGACACACCCCACCAAGGCCAUCUGCCCCAUCCUCCUGGAGGACUACAGGAAAAUAACUGUGGACAAGAAAGGGGAAACCAACUUCUUCACUUCCCAGAUGAUUAAAGACUGCAUGAAAAAGGUGGUGGCUGUGCACCUUCACCAGACAGUGCAGGUGGAUGAGGAGCUGGAGAUCAAGGCAUACUAUGCAGGCCACGUCCUUGGAGCUGCCAUGUUCCAGAUCAAGGUUGGAUGUGAGUCAGUUGUGUACACUGGUGAUUAUAACAUGACACCAGACAGACACUUGGGGGCUGCCUGGAUCGAUAAGUGUCGCCCGGAUCUGCUGAUCAGCGAGUCCACCUACGCCACGACCAUCCGAGAUUCCAAACGCUGCAGGGAGAGAGACUUCCUGAAGAAGGUCCAUGAGACUGUGGAAAGAGGAGGGAAGGUUCUUAUCCCAGUUUUUGCCCUUGGACGUGCCCAGGAACUUUGCAUUUUACUGGAAACUUUCUGGGAAAGGAUGAACUUGAAGGCUCCAAUCUACUUCUCCACGGGACUGACAGAGAAGGCCAACCAUUAUUACAAGCUCUUCAUCACGUGGACUAACCAGAAAAUCCGGAAAACCUUUGUGCAGAGGAACAUGUUUGAGUUCAAACACAUCAAAGCCUUCGACAGGGCCUUUGCAGACAACCCAGGGCCCAUGGUGGUGUUUGCAACCCCUGGAAUGCUUCACGCAGGACAGUCCCUUCAAAUCUUCAGGAAAUGGGCAGGGAAUGAGAAGAAUAUGGUGAUCAUGCCUGGAUACUGCGUGCAGGGGACUGUGGGCCACAAGAUCCUCAGCGGGCAGCGCAAGCUGGAGAUGGAGGGCAGACAAAUUCUGGAAGUGAAGAUGCAGGUGGAGUACAUGUCCUUCAGUGCCCACGCAGAUGCCAAGGGGAUCAUGCAGCUCAUCCGCCAGGCUGAGCCUCGGAACGUGCUCCUGGUCCACGGGGAAGCCAAGAAAAUGGAGUUCCUGAAGCAGAAAAUAGAGCAGGAAUUCCAUGUCAGCUGUUACAUGCCCGCCAACGGAGAGACCACCACCAUCUUCACCAACCCCUGCAUCCCCGUGGACAUCUCCCUGGGCCUCCUCAAGAGAGAAGCAGCAAUAGGUCCUGUACCAGAUGCCAAGAAACCAAAGCUCAUGCACGGCACGUUACUCAUGAAGGAUAACAGUUUCAGGCUGGUUUCCCCCGAGCAGGCCCUGAAGGAGCUGGGCCUGGCAGAGCAUCAGCUGCGCUUCACGUGCCGCGUCCACAUCCAGGACCCGCGCAAGGAGCACGAGACGGUGCUUCGGGUCUACAACCACCUCAAGGGGGUCCUGAAGGAUUAUUCUGUGCAGCAUCUCCCUGAUGGCUCUAUAACCGUGGAGUCAAUCCUUAUCCAGGCCACAGCACACUCAGAGGAUCAGGGAACCAAAGUCCUGCUCGUGUCCUGGACUUACCAGGAUGAAGAGCUGGGCAGUUAUCUCACCUCCCUCCUGAAGAAAGGCCUGCCCCAGAGCACAUCCUGAGAGCAGAGCAGAGCACAGGGGGUUACAGAGACGGAGAUUUUAUUUUGUUUACCUUGCCAAUGGGUUUUUUUCUGGUUUGUUUUAAUAAAAGAAUUACAGUGUUUGUCCAGUUACUGCA